AUUAAGCCAAAGAACGGGUCAGUACAAAGUACACAUACAACUCAGACAUCACUACAUGAAAGAGGUAACUUGGGUUAUUGACGUGAUAUUUUGUUUAUUGAAGCGAAGCGACAGUUCGUUUCUACUGGAACUAGAGUGUCUAAAACAAAGGCUAAACAGCUGAACAUUUUGUUUUAUUAUUCUGUCAAAUAUGCGUCUUAGAGUGCAAGUCAAAUAUGUUACAGAGCACAUGAACUAUUUAGAAGAAAAGAUACACGUCAUGAAACCUGUGGUUGAAGCUUUGCAAGGUAAGGCUGUAGACAAAAGUAAGACUUGGUUAGAAGAUAAAAGUGACAACGAAUCUUUGACAUACUGUGAUCUAUGUCAAGAACUUGAAUCAGCUACCUUGGCCUUGUUGGAUAAAGCGACUCACAUCUUAGGCGAAAAUAAAGAAAGUGUAGAAGAUGGAAGGUCAUUUUCAUCCCAGUCUACCUCACAAACAACAGCAACAGAAGAAUGUGGCAGUAGUCAGUCAACAGAUCAAGUCCUUAACGAACUUUAUAAACCAUCAGAAAUAUUAAGUCGACUUGAGCAGAUAGAGACAGCCAUAUCUUCUCUACAAGACGUCAGUCGACUUGAGCAGAUAGAGACAGCCAUAUCUUCUCUACAAGACGUCAGUCGACUUGAGCAGAUAGAGACAGCCAUAUCUUCUCUACAAGACGUCAGUCGACUUGAGCAGAUAGAGACAGCCAUAUCUUCUCUACAAGACGUCAGUCGACUUGAGCAGAUAGAGACAGCCAUAUCUUCUCUACAAGACGUCAGUCGACUUGAGCAGAUAGAGACAGCCAUAUCUUCUCUACAAGACGUCAGUCGACUUGAGCAGAUAGAGACAGCCAUAUCUUCUCUACAAGACGUAAGUCGACUUGAGCAGAUAGAGACAGCCAUAUCUUCUCUACAAGAUGUCAAUGACAAGUCUACAGAUGACAUAUCAGAAAUAAAACAAUGGAGAGACAACUUUGUAACAGAACAGAGUGACAUCGGGGUGAUCAUUGAACAACUGACUAAAAAACAAAAGCAGAAUUUUAAAACCUUUAGAAAACAAAUGAAUGAACAAGAUAACAUAGUAAAGGCUCUGAACAAAGAAAAUGAAAGUUUAAAAGAAAAAGAAACCAGUUCAAACAAAACACUAGAGAAACUGUCUCUAGGUAUGAAAGAAUAUGAAAACAACUUACUCGAAAUAACUAAAAAGAUGCAAAAUCACACAGAUAAAACAGAAAGUAUAACACAAGAAAUAAAAAGCUAUUCUGAUUUAAUUGUUUCUUUACAAGAGGAUUAUAAUAAAACCAGGGCAAAUGUAUCUACCAAAUUUGAGAAGUUGCAAUUCAAGCACAACCUGAUGUACCAACUUCUACAGCAAAAAUUGAUGCCCAUUGACAGAUUGUUUCAAAUAUUUAACAAGAGCUUAGUAACUAGAGAAGAAAGAUCAAAGAAGCUGGAAACUAUGGAAAAUGUUAUGUCAAAGUUGACGAUGGAUUUCAAUGUAAUCGAGUCGCGGGUAUGUAACAGAUAUGCUUGCAUUGCACAGCUUGCUAAUCCCACACCUGUCAGUGAUAAAUCAAUUAUUUCAACAUUUAGUGAAGUACGUGAAUAUAACGGUCAACAUUUUAAUCAAACAACAGGAACAUUUGUAUCACCACAUGAUGGUUUAUAUCUUGUCUGUGUGACUCUACAUGAAUGUGGACAUAAACUGAUUGGCGUUACUGUGAUGGCUGGUGGCAGGUUGUUUGCAGUUAUAGAUGUUAAAUCUAACAGAUCUAGCGCUGCUGGGUCAGUGGUUGUCGACAUGAAGAAAGGGGAAGAACUUUUCUUUAAAGUGUAUGCAGUAGAUCCAGGCGCAAUGUUAUCCAGCUUCAGUAGUUUUACUAUCGUUAGUUUAUAGAUGAACAUCAUCAAACAUGGUGGUUGGGAAAUUAUUUUUAAAAAAAACGAAUGUAUAAAAACUAAAUUUGUAAACACACGUUACUAAACUUCUAUGUGUUUAAACUUCAUGUCAACUAAUGGUCUAUGUUUACCAUACACAUUUGCUACCAGUCCAAUCAACAUCUAUGUGUUUUAUUAGACUACUCUCUACUUACCUCUUUAACUUUGAACACAAUAUGAUAACUCUGGCUUAAUGCGGAUAACUUAAAUUACAUUUUAUCUUUGUAUCAACAUGUAUCUUUCACCUGAAACAGAAACCAAACAUGAAAUAUAAUGUACAGUGUUUUAUUAAAAGAUCAUUCAC
This is a messenger RNA of Physella acuta, 2263 nucleotides long. Its product is annotated as protein BCAP-like. Gene Ontology annotation, molecular function: protein binding. Lineage: Eukaryota; Metazoa; Mollusca; Gastropoda; Physidae. The record is from RefSeq and is a predicted model, not a curated record.